GUGGCGUUUAGCUCUACUAGUAGUACUAUAUCCAUGUUCAUUGUGGGUUCAAAAUAUAUAUCAUGCUCUGUCGGGGAAAUGCAAAUGCCGCUUAGUAAACUCUCAGACCAUGAAUGAAAUCAGUAUAUUUCGCGCUGGGCUAUUUUCUGGUACAUAUUUCUACCUACUUGAUUCUAGAUCCCUAUCACAUAGUCUGGUGGUGGUGCUGGUGGCGGCUAUUCUGCCCCAUAGUGCAGCCUCUAUCGUAUAUAGCCUUUAUUAUCAGGCUGUAUGGUGAGACAUGUGAUCCAUUUGGGAGAUUGCUCAUUUUCUUUCAUCACGAACUUACCAUCGAGCUGAACAUCUCAACAGAAGUGGGAUACAUCCCACAUACCCAGUUUCGUAAAGCACGCUGCAGCUCAUCCAUACUCCAGCGUAUAACCCCCCUAAGACCAGAGGAUCACCAAUCCCCAUAGACCCAUAACUCCCUGUUAGCAGACUAGUACUUAGGUAUGUGCACUACAGGCAGUAGGCACGCCCUACCCUGAAACUAUGCCAUAGAGUCAAUCAUGUUUAUCCCCCUAUUCACCACCCCACUAUCAA
Aspergillus welwitschiae is the source of this 582-nucleotide messenger RNA. RefSeq lists its product as uncharacterized. The coding region runs from base 114 to 455 and encodes 113 amino acids. The record is from RefSeq and is a predicted model, not a curated record. The transcript has a single exon. Lineage: Eukaryota; Fungi; Ascomycota; Eurotiomycetes; Eurotiales; Aspergillaceae.